Molecule: messenger RNA, 6110 nt
Organism: Cyprinodon tularosa
Lineage: Eukaryota; Metazoa; Chordata; Actinopteri; Cyprinodontiformes; Cyprinodontidae
Product: potassium voltage-gated channel subfamily A member 2
Exons: 2
Coding region: 927-2423 (498 amino acids)
Biological process (GO): protein homooligomerization; potassium ion transmembrane transport
Cellular component (GO): axon terminus; juxtaparanode region of axon; voltage-gated potassium channel complex
Molecular function (GO): protein binding; delayed rectifier potassium channel activity
Source: RefSeq, a predicted model, not a curated record
UGCCCGUGUUGCGUGUGCGCAUGGGGCGCUGGUUUAGAGAAAUUGCGCAAUCUUCAAGCCCACUAAGAUUUUCAUGCAUGUCGUUUAAAGUCAGUGUCUGAAAUCGCCGCUCUGCCCACCAUGUAGAGUUAAAAAAAAAAAAAAAGGAUCUCAGCAGCUUCUUUGUGUGUCGAGCGUUAAGGAUCCAGUUCAGCAUUUCUAUGGAAUCUUAUGGAAAUGCUGGUUUAUGUGGCACAGAUCUAUCAAAAUGUAUAUAUCAGGUUGGCAGCAAUAAUACUUGUUAUUGAACCUUUUCAUUUGGCAUGUAUUCAAGAAGAUCACGACUUUAAUCAGUCCACUUUUUUUUUUUUUCUUUUUUGAGGACGUUAUCUCUAGGUGUCUGGCAGAGGCUGCAGCCAGAAUCUCUCCGGCGCGGAGGAAAUCGGUGAGAGAAGAUCAUUCUGCUGAUCCAAGCACCUUCGGUUAAUAAGGGAAGCACCCGCACCUCUUUGGACGUCUCCCUCCGCCCUUUUGUACCAAUCGCCACCUCACAGCAUCCUACCCGGAGGAGAGGAGUCUGGGAGGGGAAAGCGAGGACACACCCGCGCAUACUGUAAGCGGAGUACAUGGGAAGGAUGCUGCAGACGAGAUGAGGUGAAUAUAAUCGACUGUCCCGAAUUGGAAAUCCAUCUCCCCACCACCUGCGCUGGAGUCUGGAUACCCGUUUGCCGCAGCUGAUCAUAGAUACCCACCUCCCUGACACCAGCUGGAGCGUCCAGCCUCACCCAGCGAGGGAAAAGAUGUCUGUAGCUAGAUCCUAGGUGACACCUUGUGGCCUUCAUGUCUUCACUCUGUUGAGUCCUCACGCUGCCCUGGCCACCACCUGCAGUUCUCAAGACUGCAGGACACUAACAUCCUGAAAGGUGCAGGCGUCUUUGCCCUGCAGAAUGACUGUUGCCGCAGGCGACCCCUCUGACGAGGCAGCUGCACACCCAGGGCACCCUCUGGACUAUAACCCAGAGGCCGACCAUGAAUGCUGUGAGAGGGUGGUCAUUAACAUCUCAGGGUUGCGCUUUGAGACCCAACUCAAGACUCUCUCUCAGUUCCCAGAAACCCUGCUGGGAGACCCCAAAAAGAGGAUGCGCUAUUUUGACCCGCUACGGAACGAGUACUUUUUUGACAGAAACAGACCAAGCUUUGAUGCCAUAUUGUAUUAUUAUCAAUCAGGCGGUCGACUGAGAAGGCCGGUCAACGUCACUCUUGAUAUUUUUUCGGAGGAGAUUCGCUUUUAUGAGCUUGGUGAGGAGGCCAUUGAGAUGUUCAGAGAAGAUGAAGGUUUUAUCAAGGAGGAGGAAAGGCCUCUUCCUGAAAAUGAGUUCCAGAGACAGGUGUGGCUUCUCUUUGAGUACCCAGAGAGCUCAGGUCCUGCUAGGAUUAUUGCCAUAAUUUCCGUCAUGGUCAUCCUUAUAUCUAUUGUCAGUUUCUGCUUGGAGACUCUUCCCAUAUUUCGUAAUGAUGAGGAUGAAAUGCACAAAUCCCAAGCUCAAUUUUUUUCACCUGAGACCAACUCUACAGUAAUUAGCUAUACAUCCAAUUAUUUCACUGACCCCUUCUUUGUCCUAGAAACUCUUUGUAUUAUAUGGUUCUCCUUUGAAUUUUUAGUGCGCUUCUUCGCCUGCCCAAGCAAAGCGGGCUUUUUUGGUAACAUAAUGAACAUAAUUGAUAUUGUUGCCAUCAUUCCUUACUUUAUCACUUUAGGCACCGAGCUAGCAGAUAGGGCAGAGGAUGGUCAGCCAGGUCAACAAGCCAUGUCUUUAGCCAUUCUCAGGGUCAUCCGUUUGGUACGAGUCUUCAGAAUCUUCAAGCUGUCCCGUCACUCCAAGGGGCUUCAAAUUUUAGGUCAGACACUUAAAGCCAGUAUGAGAGAACUCGGCCUCCUCAUAUUCUUCCUUUUCAUAGGGGUCAUCCUGUUUUCAAGUGCAGUUUACUUUGCUGAAGCAGAUGAGCCCGAGUCACAGUUUGAAAGCAUCCCAGAUGCAUUUUGGUGGGCUGUGGUGUCCAUGACAACAGUCGGCUAUGGUGAUAUGGUCCCUACUACAAUUGGUGGAAAGAUUGUGGGCUCCCUCUGUGCCAUUGCAGGUGUGCUGACCAUUGCCUUGCCAGUGCCUGUUAUUGUAUCCAACUUCAACUACUUUUACCAUCGUGAAACUGAAGGCGAGGAGCAGGCUCAGUAUCUGCAGGUCAAUGUGACCAAAGCUGAUUCAGCUGAGGAGCUAAAGAAGAGCCGGAGCGGCUCCACCAUCAGUAAAUCAGACUAUAUGGAGAUUCAGGAGGCUGUCAACAACAGCAAUGAGGACUUUCAGGAGGAGAACCUUAAAACAGCCAACUGUACACUCGCCAACACAAACUAUGUUAACAUCACCAAAAUGCUCACAGAUGUGUAGCCUACAUGCGUUCCUCCCACUCACAGUGGGAAAUAUGAAACUUUACAGCUGGAUGGGACACAAAUAUAAACCGUACCACAAGAGUGAUGGGAAAUUAAGACAGCAGAAUACAGAAUAUCAGUGACGAUUGAGUGAAAAAUAAUUUAAAUGCCAUUUCUUCCCUUUGCACCAGUGAAGUCUUACUUUAAUUAUCUUGUUUAAGUUUCUACAUUUUUUUAUUUGCUGCAUGAAGUUUUCAAUGUCUGAUCAGCUGCUAUAAAAAUUGACAAUAUCUAAAACUGUCCUGCUUACCACUGUAGAUAGUAGCUGUACACGCAGGAAAAAUACAAAAGCCAACCCAAACCUAAAGCUUUUGAGCCCUGCUCAUUUAUCCGUCAUCCCCGAUGGCAACCACCUGUGCGCACUUUCUAAGGGUCUGUUGUGAACUACAUAUGCUGUUUUAUGGAGCUAAUGAAACAAAACCGUUCUACAGUAUGCUUCAAUAUUUAGAGAUAAAAGGAUGGGAGCAAAUAUUAAGCCCAUUCCAAAGCUUAUAUGGCCUCUGGGUGACUUUUGACGAGGCUGAUGGUUAAGUACACCAUGUUAGGGAUGUAUGACAGCCAUCAGCUCUAAGCUUAUGGUUUGACACCCUUUUCCCCUGCAGACAUCAGUAUCUGAUGAAUGACUGACAAUGGCCUUGAAUUUUCACUGCUUUUGUCUUAUAUUUACUGUAUGUAUUGCAAUGCAAGAAUUCCCAACUCCAUUCACCCAAACUGGUCUUAGUGCAGAGCUUUGAGACAUAAUGAAUGUUUCUACUUGUUAAGUAUUUCACUGUUUCACUCUUAUAGUGUGUAUCCAUAUAGAUAGGUAGCUUAACUGUGACUUAACUGAUAUCUGAUUGGUACAGUAGGUAAGAAGAAACUCUAGUUAGUAGAUUACUGCAUGACCUUUUUAUCUCAAUGAGAAGUUUCUAGUUUCUCGACUGCCACUUGCUUCACCUAGCCACUGUAUAUUUGUCUGUUCACUGCCUUCACAUUUUUAAAGGAUGCCUGCAGGUAGCUAUUUACCUAAAACUGUAGGUUUAAGAACUUUUAACUGGUUAAUAAUGAGUUCAUUUUCUACAGAUAACAAGAAUCUUAUAGAUAUUUACAUUCCAGAAAUUAAAUUAUUGCCAGGCUGCUGUAAACUGAGCUGUAAUUGGAGACAUAAACUCACAUCCUGCUUUUGCAUCUAUUCAGAGUUUAAUGUCCUGCAGCUGUGUCUGUUUCACAGGUGCGUCCAUAUCAAAGUAGCAACUACUAAGGAGUUGUGUUUUUUAAACUAAUGCUUUACCUGCCUAUUGUCUGGGUUUAUGCCGUUCACCUGGUGUUGCAUGACCUUGAAACAUUUAUAGCAUGCAUGUAAGCUAAAAAAAGGAAGAAACUAAAAGAAUACAAUAAAAGAAAGCAAUAGUUAUAUUUAUUAGUAAUAUAUAUAAAACAAUAUAUCUUUAAAUACAGAUCACAUAUAUAGCACACAAAUUUUUUUAUCUGAGAUCCUAAAACAAAAGUAAGCAUAAGAUUUUGAACAGUGUGCAGCUCUUACAAGGUUAUUUUAAAAAUAGCAGUUAUUCCUUUUCUGAGUGCCAAAGACACUCUCCCUUGGCAUCUUAGGAAGUUUUCUUGCCUGAAAAGGUUUUAGGAAAAAUGACACAUAACGUUUAUCUUAACUGAGACAUAUGUCUCAUUUAACCCCCCUCCAUAAAGCAACUGUUCACCACCAGGUAUCUUUAAACUCUAAGCUGACUUUCUUAUCAUAAAACCUUUAUAAUAUUGGCUCCUUCAUAAUAUCGGUGAGGUCUAAAUGUCCCUUAAAACAUCUCUUAUGCCACAAGAUUAAUACACUGUUUCCUUAAAGGUUGGCCAAGGCCAGGAGUAAAGUUCUCAGACUGCGCACAGCUAAGACUUCCCACAGUUCGCUAAACACUGCCAAGGUAACAGUCAAAGGCAGUAACAUCAGUAUGGGAGGUGAUAAUUAGCAGCAGUGCAGUAGACAUUGUCUGAUCUAAUUAUGGUCCGACUAAGCCCCUACUGUAUAUCUCUUUGUCAUUAUACUUUUUUUUAAAGAUGUUCAGCACAGUUACAAGAGAUUAUUGCUGAGGAGAUGGUGUGUAGCAUGAACUGUACUGAUGGGUUCUUUAAAUGCAGGAUUAAUAACUUAUUGAAAGGGUUUUUCUUUUCGUUACUACAGUCUCAGCCUGCAGUAGCAGAAUAUAUCAACACCAACGCUGCCAAUAUAUACUCAGGAUGCAUCAUCCAACUGCCUGACUUGAGGCUAUAGUUGUCUCUGUCCAAAUUAUGGGUUUUAAAAGAUUUGUUUUUAAUCUAAUUUUGUGAGCAAUUCUAGGCAAAUAUAGAUAUUAAAAUACUGCUUACUGCUUAAGUAGCUUUUUCUUAGCAAUACGCUCAUUCUACCUUAGUGGACCACUGUAUCAUAUAAAUGAAUGGUUCUCUAAGGAAAUAUUUAUUCAAAUAGACCUCUCCCAUUCUGUUGAAAUCUAUUUUUCCUGGUUACUGUUUUAGGCAUACCAAUGCUCUAGGAGCAGGAAUGUACACAUGUAACAGGCAGUGAGAAAAACCCUGGAUGUCAAUAUCAUAGUCUGGUUCUAUAGUUCCAUUUAUGAAACCGCAAUUUGCAUAUAUGUAUAUGUUGGGAGAAACUCACAGUCUGACCAAAAAUAUUUGUCUAUGUAUGCAAAUGCAUCAUAUUUUCUGUCUUCAUUUGUUUUCUGUAUGACACUAUGAUCAGUGUUUGCACCUUAACAUUUACCUGUACUGUCAUAGGUGUGUUACUGUGCUUCAGCCUGACUCACUGUAGCAACUCAUGCACUGAAAACCACAACAUAGUUGUUGAACAUCCUCAAUAAUUUCAGCUUAAAGCACAAAAACAAGAAUACAGUUGAUUUUGGAAUAUUUUGUUUCCCAAACACUGAGGGAGCCACCAGCAAACCCAAUGAGUAGAGUGAACUGCAGUGAAUAUGCCGAAAGAUCUAUGCAGAGAUUGAUUAUAAGCUUGUAGUUUAUAUGAAAAUGGAAGGUUUGAGUAAAGAUGUAUUUAAUGUUUUAGCCUCCAUCAUUCCCUGCUGAUUCAAAGAGCUGACUGAGCUUUUUAGAAGGAAACCAGUAGACGUGGCUAAAGCUUAACUGAAGGGAGAAAUUUAACUCCUUGGGUUUGUUUGAACUUCCAUGUCAGCUCUUUGCAGCAAGGCCACCCCAAUACAUCUCAACCAUACGAGAAGCAAGAUGACCAAUAUGCAAACUGUGUACAAAAGUGUGUGUUUGAGAAUCAUUGUCCUUUCUUUUUUCUUUUCAACCCAGAGCCUGAUAGUAUGACAUCCACUAAAAACAACAUGUACAGCUGUUCACCUCACCUCUGCUCUCCUGUAUCAUAGAGGCCAACAAUGCUGAUACAGUGGAUAUGAUUUUUCUUUCUGUGAAAUGAAAUGUAGAACAAUAUUGUAAAUAAUUAUGAAGAAUAAUUGAGAAAGAACACAUGUACUACAUAUUGUAUGUAACGUUUGGAUUUAAAAGUAGUAUUACCUGCACUUUACAACAAAAAGGACAAUCUACGCUCAAAAAACAUGUAAAACAAGACAUAAGUAUACUUCCAAAUGAUCAUAACCAAUAACAAGUAAAAUCAAUAAUGAAACCAAUAAUUAAUCAACUGAAA